Messenger RNA from Sesamum indicum (sesame), 2756 nucleotides. RefSeq lists its product as uncharacterized. The record is from RefSeq and is a predicted model, not a curated record. NCBI's taxonomy places the organism in Eukaryota, Viridiplantae, Streptophyta, Magnoliopsida, Lamiales, Pedaliaceae. Gene Ontology annotation, molecular function: RNA binding.
AAAAAGAGUGCCAUUUUAAAGUAAUAUUGGGCAAUUUGUAAUUUUUGUCCUUUGAAUUGGGUCAUGAAUUGAGUAAAAAUACAUGGGCAAUUUGACAUAUACCUUAAAAACAAGGUCAAUAGGUCGAUCGUUGUAUGAAUCUAUAUAUAUAACUAGCCAACUUUAGAAUAAAAUUCUCAACCCAAGAACAUCAUUUUAUUAUUAGGGUUUUCAAUUCAUCUCCAUUCCCGCUUUCUGCCGAGUUGAAGUCCACGGUUGCAGGCAUUCAGCGUUUGCAUCCAUACAGUCAUUUGAAUUUGUGCGAGAAGUUUUUCAAUCCCUUUUAGCUAAAGAUGAGCCGGCCGUCCGAGCAACAUUCUACUGAUCAAAAAAAUGCAACAAAAGGAACUGAAGUUUUUGUUGGUGGGUUGGCCCGGAGCAUUUCAGAAGAGAAAAUCCAUAAGGUAUUCUCUUCUUGUGGUGAAAUUAUGGAAGUUCGUAUGAUGAGGGACCGGAAUGGCAAUUUGAAGGGAUUUUGCUUUGUACGUUUUGCGACAAAAGAAGAUGCAAACAAAGCUGUGAGGGAAAAAUCCGGCAUUGUGCUAGAUGGAAAGAAGAUUGGUGUUCUCCCGGCAAGCGAGCAGGAUACUUUAUACUUCGGAAACCUUAACAAAGCUUGGAGUGCCGAAGAAUUUGAAAGAAUUGUGCUGCAGGUUUUCCCGGACAUUGAAUCCGUUGAUCUUGUAAUGCUUAAAGACGCCCCUCCAGGUCAAAAGCACCGGAACCGUGGUUUUGCCUUUGUGAAAUUCCGCUCCCAUGCUGCUGCUUCACGUGCUCAACGGGUAGGCUCUCAACCAGAUUUUCGUCUUGGCAAUUUGCACCCAGCUGUUCAGUGGGCAGAAGAGGAACCUGAAAUUGAUCCAAAAGAACUUGCUAAGAUAAAAAUAGCUUUUGUCCGGAACCUGCCUGUUGAUGCAGAGGAGAACUACUUAAAAGAAUUGUUUGAGUCUUUUGGCAAGGUGGAGAAAGUAGUGGUGUCCAAAAAAGGAAGCUUCCCGGUUGGGUUUGUUCAUUUUGCUGAAAGAUUGGAUCUUGAAAGAGCUAUCAAGGAACUGAACGAGAAAACAGUUCAAGGACCUAAUGGAGCUCCAUUGUAUAAACUCCAGGUUGAAGUAGCACGGCCGAUGGAUAGAAGCAGGAAACGAAUUCGUGAGGAUUCGGAAAAUUCCUCAGUUCAAGCUCAUUUCAAACUUCGGAAGGAGGAACCAUCACUUACUUUGUCCAUUAGGGAUAGUUCCCAUGUCCAAAAGGAACUGGAAUCAGCUGACCCUUAUGAGGAUGCCGUCAUAUCAUUGCCUGUAGCUGUUAAAGAGCGCUUACUUGGAAUCCUUAGGCUUGGGAUUGCUACUCGAUUUGAUAUUGAUAUCAGAAGUUUACGCAGUCUCAAGGAAUUACCAGAGUCUAUUGCUAUAUCUGUCCUUGACCAGUUCAUGUUAUGUGGAGCCGGUUUGCAAAAUAAGGGAGAAUAUCUUGCUGGACUAAUUUCUAAACACCUAGUUGAUAAAGUGGGACAGACUCCGAGCUUAGUCAGUUUGUCAAAAGUUGCGGAUACUACUAGGAGUGAGCCCAGUUCAUUCAUCUUUUGGCAUCAAAUGUCUCCCUCUGCUUGUGGGCCUUUUACUUCUCAUGCACAUUCAAGCUCUGCAAGGUCUGACAUUCAUGCAUCAAACUAUUCAGCAGUGGACCAAGAUUUUCCUUUAUCAAGUCGAACACAGAUAGGAAGAGUGGAUGAGAAAGGUCCAGAGUUUCUUUUACCAAAUCGAUCGUUCUUUGGGUCCCAGAGUGUCCAGAUUCCUAGACUAGGAACAUUGGAGGCAAGAGGUCAUUCUGCCCUUAAGGCAACCCCAGGCGAAUCGAUAUCCUAUGGAUCCCAGAGCAUCCAGAUUCCUAGAAUAGGAACAUUGGAGGCAAGCACCCAUUCUCCCCUUGAGGCAACCCCAGGGCAAUCUAUAUCCUAUGGAAGAGUUGGACUAAGAGCUGAGGAAAGGCUUCGAUCUCAUGUCCAAGAAGGACCUGGAUCAUCUACAUCUUAUGCUAGACUUGGUUCCACAGGUGGACUAAGCGCUGAGGAAAGGCUUCUGUCUCAUGUGCAAGAAGGAUUCAGUUCACCUGUAUCUUAUGCUAGACUUGGUUACAUAGGUGGACUAAGAGCUGAGGAAAGGCUUCCGUCUCAUGUGCAAGAAGGACCCAGUUCAUCUGCAUCUUAUGCUAGACUUGGUUCCAUAGGUGGACUAAGAGCUGAGGAAAGGCUUCUGUCUCACGUGCAAGAAGGACCCAGUUCUUCUGCAUCUUACGUUAGACUUGGUUCCAUAGGUGGACUAAGAGCUGAGGAAAGGCUUCUAUCUCAUGUCCAAGAAGGACCCAGUUCAUCUACAUCUUAUGCUGGAGCAGGUAUAGGUUUGAGUCCCAACAUUUCAGUUGUCGGUGGUCGCCAAGCACCUCGACCUCAAAUUAGGUUUGAUCCUUUCACUGGUGAGCCGUACAAAUUUGAUCCAUUCACUGGUGAACCAAUUCGUCCAGCAAACGCGACGCGCCAAUUCUGAUUCUUCUAUGUUAAUGUGGGGUUCUGUAUUGAUUUCUCUGUUCUCUGGAUGUAAUCAAGCAGGGUUUAGAAAUAUUCAUACUGUAACAUUAUUAUGUUAUUUUUUUUCUGUAAUCGUUAUUAUGUUGAAACCACAGUAGCUUGCUUAUAAAAGAAAAAAACCACAGGACCUUUA